Molecule: messenger RNA, 1448 nt
Organism: Alosa sapidissima (American shad)
Lineage: Eukaryota; Metazoa; Chordata; Actinopteri; Clupeiformes; Clupeidae
Gene: lypla1
Product: lysophospholipase 1
Exons: 9
Coding region: 398-1090 (230 amino acids)
Biological process (GO): protein depalmitoylation
Cellular component (GO): cytoplasm
Molecular function (GO): palmitoyl-(protein) hydrolase activity; carboxylic ester hydrolase activity
Source: RefSeq, a predicted model, not a curated record
GCUUAAUGCUUUGAGAAGUGUCACUUGCAGCAAGGACACCCCGAGCUAUCAGUCACCCGCUGCAGGAGGCGGGAUUUCCUGGACGGAUCAGCACCACCGCUUCUAAAAGCACUUUAGGGAAACUAUUCAGCAGGAGACGUUGUCUCACAAGACCAAAGAGUUCCUCGGCAGUGUUAUCUUACGUUUAACAUCUUUUAUUAAAUGAGUAAUGCUGAUAUGGAUGCCGGUUUCGUCCGAUUUAAAAAUUAAGUGGACACCAAUCAAGACGAGAGCGCAUUGUGCUGGCAGCGGAAGGGGUAGCUUAAGAUAGUCAAUUUGGUUGGCGGUUGUGUGUUUUAAAAGAGGUGGCAUAGCCAUUACCGUUUCUCUUGUUGAAUGUCAACUGUCCGUCCGUUAUAUGUGUGGUAAUAAUAUGUCGGCACCGCUGCCCGCUAUCGUCCCAGCAGCCCGAAAGGCCAGUGCAGCGGUGAUUUUUCUUCAUGGCCUAGGUGACACCGGGCAUGGCUGGGCAGAAGCCUUUGCAGGUAUCAGGACCCCACAUGUGAAAUAUAUAUGUCCACACGCGCCCAUCAUGCCUGUGAGCCUCAACAUGAAUAUGCGCAUGCCUUCAUGGUUUGAUAUUGUAAGCUUGAGCCCAGAUGCAGCUGAAGAUGAGUCUGGUAUCAAACGAGCCGCAGAGAACAUCAAAGCAUUAAUAGAUCAAGAAGUGAAGAAUGGCAUCCCGUCCACCAGGAUCGUGCUUGGAGGAUUCUCUCAGGGAGGGGCACUGUCUCUCUACACUGCUCUUACCACAAAUCAGAAGCUUGGUGGUGUUUUGGCCCUUAGCUGCUGGAUGCCUCUUAGACACUCUUUUUCACAGGCUGCUGCUGAUACCUGCAAUAAGGAUGUGCCUGUACUUCAAUGCCAUGGGGAAGCAGACCCUCUGGUGCCACUGGUGUUUGGCCGCCUCACAGUCGAGAAACUCAAGACCCUCCUCAACCCUGCUAACAUCACUUUCAAGACCUACCCCGGGAUGCCCCACUCCUCCUGCCCCCAGGAAAUGGAUGAUAUCAAAGGAUUCAUAGAAACACACUUGCCUCCAAUUGACUAAGCUGGCAGCGUGUGAACAGUUGACAAGUGACGAACGGCUGCCCAACCUCAUUGAUAGCUGGUGACCCAAUCCAAAUCAGACUGAUUGAGCCUCAAACAGAACUGAACCCAAACAGGACUCUCAUCGCGCUGCUGACUCCAGAACCCACCUGACCGAGGGGACUGACCAAUGUGCUGCUAUAGGAAUUAUUCUGUCAGCUGGAUGAGUUGGGUGACCAUCCAGGUUCAGAGGUCAUGAAGAGGAUACGUAGACAAACCACUGUUGCCAUGACAGUCUUUAUGACAAGUGAUGUAUUGCAAAGACUGAGGAUGUAGCUGAUUUUAUGCUAAUUUACUGUAAAUAAAAGCCAUCUGCUUUA